GUUGAAGCAAUGCAUGUGGAUUUACCAUGAAACUGACUUCAUUCACAUUCUUUUAAGAUUUUUUUAAGUUACAAAUGCUACAGAAACCUGAUAGUCCUUCACCCAUAUGUAAAUUUUUCAGUGCACUUUCUGAUGUGUAUAUAUACAGCAUGUUAAUUUAAGCUGUUAUUAGAAAUUAAUUCAUCACUUUUUUGUUUUCAUAAGCAUAGAUUGAACAUCUAAGCAGAUAAUGUAUCCAAUAGUUUUGUACCCAGACUGGGUUGCCUAGUGAGAGCAAAGAGGUGCCUGGGAAUCAGCUUGGUGAAUGACUUUUAAAGAUGGGCUGUCAAGGGCUAACAGUGGCCUCUAAAAACAGUUUAAUUUACUGAAACAGUAAGUUCUCUGUUACCCAAAAGUCAGAGUAUCUAAUGCAGUAAAUAUUGGUUAUUGUUUUUCAUAAAUUCAGCCCACAGUUAAGUCAGAUUUUCUUACUGUUUGUCAUUUGUGUGAAGCUCUUUGUGUUUGCAGUCUCAAGACACACUUCUUGGUGCUAAAGGACCAACUGAAAGUAAUUCUGAAAUGAUCUUCGAGGUGGGACCUAGCCAUUAAUCAGAGUGGCUAGAGGGGAAAUCCAGCAGCAUAAUGAAAUAAUCCUGUCUUGCUGCCUAGAUUGCAGACACUGUUCAAAUACGUGCAAUACAUUUCAGUUUCUAAAUUUUUUUUCCUCCAUGUUUAUUUAGUUGUCUUGGUAAACAUUUGAUUAAUAGUGCAGAGUGCAUUAAGAUAUUUUCACAUGCGUGUGUACAUGUAUACACAGGGGGUCAUGUCUGCAAAACACAAACACAUUCCUUUUCAACAUGCUUCCUACUCAGUCUUUUAUUGCACCUCUGCUUAUUCUAGUUGCUACCACAGUAAGCCUCUGACAGGAAAAAAGUAUUUCUCCCUACAUAUGACAGUUUUCAUGCAAAGCAAUGUCUCAGAUGUGGGGUGUUUGUGCAGAACCAGGCAUUUGCUCUGCUGGGCUUGAGCAAGGACACAGGAGUGGGGCUGGCGUGGGGAUGGGGGGACUCAGGACUGUGCCCAUCAGGCUGGUCCUUCUCAAGGGCUGUGAAUUCAAGGGCAAGUGGGAGGCAAUGCCUGAGCCUUGUUUUUUGGGUCCUGGUAUUCACUAUUCAUCACACAUUUCUUUUGGUGAGGUGAAAAGGGUGCCCAGUCUUCCUAUAUCCUCAAGGAGCCUCAGUGGGGCCAGACAGUUUCCUAUGGAAGACAGGUGGCAGCUUCCUUUGGGAUCUAGUGGCAGCCAAGCUUCAGAUUUGCCUGCUGUGGGUGGCAGUUGCCAGCUGCUCUGGUGUGACAUCCCACAGACACUUUGUGUGUCUGACACUAUGCCUGUGACAAAAAAAAAAAAAAAGUGGCAUGGAACACUCUGUAAAAUGUUGUAUUUUUCAAAAAAGGAAGAAAUAAAAUUAAAUAGUUGUUGCAGUUUUUUGGUUUUGUUGCUUUUGUUUUUUUGGGUUUUUUUUACUACAGAGAAAGGUAGUAAAUAACUAACAGAAGACAGUUGUUUCUAGUGCCUGUUUUUAGCUAAAAUAACGGGGGUUAAUUAUUAAACCUUUUACUUGGUCGCUCACUUGUGCUCCUGAUGCUUUAAUCCUGGGUCACACAAAGUUUAAGAGUGCUUUACAGGGGAAACUCACUUCUUUUUGCUUCAACCUUUCCAUGCUGACGGGAUGUUACGGGCUUUGCUGUUUAUAAUUUCUGUAGCUGCCAUUGCUCAUGCUGAGCUCUGCAAGCCAGAUGCACAGAAUGCUUUCAAAGUGCGGAUUAGUAUCAAAACAGCUUUGGGAGAUAAGGCAUAUGCCUGGGAUGCUAAUGAAGAGUACCUCUUCAAAGCAAUGGUGGCUUUUGCAAUGAGAAGAUAUUCCAGCAAGAGCACAACUCAAAUUUCCAAUGUGCUGCUCUGCAAUGUGACAGACCGGGUGUCCUUUUGGUUUGUGGUCACAGAUUCUUCCAAAAAUGUGACAACUGUUCCUGGAAGUGAGGUAGAGGCAGCCAUCAGGAUGAACCGGAACAGAAUCAACAAUGCCUUCCUACUGAGUGACAAAACGCUGCAGUUCCUGAAGAUAACCUCAACCUUAUCACCUCCUGUUGAACCCUCUACUCCUGUCUGGCUUAUUGUAUUUGGUGUUGUUCUUUGUCUCAUUGUGGCUGGGAUUGUUUUCCUCGUUGUGUCAGGGAUCCAGAAGCACAAGAAAAAGAAUAAAGAGUCAACAGAGAGAGAAAAUUUAGAAGAGAAAGUUGAAGUGACACUAGAAAAUGGGAUUCCUUGUGAAGCACUGGAUUUAAAAGCAGGCCACAUUAAUGGAGUCUUUGCAGCAGAUGAUGACCGGUUCACAUCCCUAUGAAAUGCUGCCACUGCUCUCUGGUGGUUUUCUGAAAGACUCCUGUGCCUGCCUUUUCUCAUCACUACUCCUGAAUGUCAAACAUGAAGACAAGAAAAAUGUCCCUUCAAGUAAUUUCCCUUGAGAGAACCUUUUGCUUGGGUGAACCUCCAUUACAGUUCUUAUUCAUGAGCAACGCCAAUAAGAAGGCCUCAGAUAAUAUCCAAAAAAGAUUUCCAGAAGAUGUGUGGCAGAACAGGGUUGGAAUCUGCCUUGUGCCAGGCAUCUCAUUUUUAAUGAUUAUUUAAAUAUGUCCAUUGUUUGUUUUUCUCUGACAUAAAUGUGAAACUGCAUUAUUCCUGAAUUUCACUGGGGAGAUCAUCUAUCAUUGUCAAUUCUUGAUGGGUUUUUUUUCAAGCCAUAUGCAAAAGUUUCUCUGUAAAAUUGUUUCUGUUUGCUGCUAUGUAGUAUGCCUUUAGAUGGAACAGCCAUCAGUGCAUGAAAGUUUUCAUUUAUUGAGAAACAAAAAAGCUUUCACAACCUCUGUAAGACCAGGUCAAACUACCUGGAUCAUGUGUAGCUCUUGGGCUAGUAAAAAUCUGUACUAGAAGUGUUUGUCGCUUAACUAUCAAGGUUACAAGCUGUAACUUUGUUGUGAGCUGGAAAUUAAACUUGAAAUUAGAAGUUGCAGCAAAGGGCAGAUUUUCCACAGGUGCAGGCAGUGUUUUGUGGCCCAACUCUCAUUAAAUCACAGAAUCACAGGCCAGCUUGGGUUGGAAGGGAUCUUACGACCAUCUUGUUUCAAUCCCCCUGUCAUGGGCAGGGACACCUUCCACUAGACCAAGCUACUCAGAGCCCCGUCCAGUCCAACCCUGAACACUUUCAGGGAUGGGGCAUCCACAGCUUCUCUAAUGCCUCAACAACCUCACAGUAAAGGAUUUUUUCCAAAUAUCUAAUCUAAACCUGCCCUCUUUCAGUUUGAAGGCAUCCCUCCUUGUCAUGUCACUACAUGCCCUUGUGAAUAGUCUUUCACAGCUCUCUGGAAAUGUCUUGCUUACAGUUUUUAAUAAUAAUACUGGAGUAGAUUUCCAACAUAGCCAGCCUGGGGUCAGAUGAACCUUCAUGUUCAUGUGAUAGGUGGACAACUUUUGAAAGGAUUCAAGGUGUGAAACACCAACUGCUGAAUUUGGUGCAUCUGAUCUGGGUAAGUGAUACAAUUCUGGCUGUCUUCAGAAACACUGGUCAACAGAAAAGGGGAGUUCUAUGUGUGGAUAAGUGUAAAAACAGAAUGGAAAUGUGUUGAAGCAAAAUAUGAUAUCUGCAGUCACUAAACAUCUGCCCACAUCACUAGAGGCAGGAUUUGACCAUUAACCAUCCUGUUUCCAGUGUCAUGUCUAGAGGCAAUAUUAGAAAACAUCUUUGCUUAUUAGGAUUAUUUCAUCAGACUCUUCACCAACAGGAACAGGCUUAAACAAAGUAAAAGGUAGUAAAAGGUUUUCCUAACGGACCAUCCAGUGUCCUGAACUGUCCAAGGUUUCUUGUUUCCCAGGGUGGAAAUCCUUCAGGCUUUGGCUGUAUUGAGCACCUUUGACUUGUCUCUGUACUGGCUCUUAGGACCAGUGUCAGCAGAAAGGGAGGAAUGGGAAGGAGAAGGGAAAGCAGCAGGGUGAAAGGGGAAAGCUGAGCAAGGUUAGGGGAGGCAGGAGAGAGGAGGGUAAAAUGCAAAAUAAAACCAUGGAACCCACUAAUGUGGUCUCAUUUGUCACAGUUGUCUUUGAUGUCCUGCUGGUGGGUCCCUCGGGACAAGGACUGCAUCAUUUCUGUGUCCCAGUGUGUGCUGCUCCAUUCUGAAAAGCAUUAAUAAAAUUGGUUAUAUAAUAUAAUAAAUAAAUAAAUAAAUAAAUAAAUAGACAAAUAAAUAAAAUAUCUCAGUGUUUCAAAAUUACCAUCCACAACAUGUGACUGUAUUUCUCACAGGAAUGUUGAAAAUGAAGCUUGCCAGUGUUGCAGGGGAAAUAUAGAGUACACUGUUAUUGUUACUGCCUCAGUUGUUGCUCCAAGGUCUCUCAUGCAAAGUUUUAUUGAAGUAAUUCAGAUCCCAUCAUUUCUAAACAUUCAGACUUUUCCAUUCUUUAUAUGACAGACAGCUACACCUCAGUGUGACCACAAUGGACUGAUUGCUGUGUCUGCAGCACAUCUGCAAGAACCUGUGAAAGAUUUUGGUGAGAACAGCUUAGUACUGCAAGAGCAACCUCAAGCUACAGAUUAAGAAUUCUUGUUUUCCUGUAUUGUACCAUAUGAUACUGAAAUAAAAUUCUUUUGAAAUGAAAAA
Molecule: messenger RNA, 4692 nt
Organism: Passer domesticus (house sparrow)
Lineage: Eukaryota; Metazoa; Chordata; Aves; Passeriformes; Passeridae
Gene: CLTRN
Product: collectrin, amino acid transport regulator
Exons: 6
Coding region: 1710-2384 (224 amino acids)
Biological process (GO): positive regulation of amino acid transport
Cellular component (GO): plasma membrane; extracellular exosome
Source: RefSeq, a predicted model, not a curated record